Pelobates fuscus (common spadefoot toad) is the source of this 1276-nucleotide messenger RNA. It is a transcript of the gene RHOV, whose product is annotated as ras homolog family member V. The transcript has 3 exons. Gene Ontology annotation, molecular function: GTPase activity; GTP binding; protein kinase binding. The record is from RefSeq and is a predicted model, not a curated record. NCBI's taxonomy places the organism in Eukaryota, Metazoa, Chordata, Amphibia, Anura, Pelobatidae. Gene Ontology annotation, biological process: Cdc42 protein signal transduction; endocytosis; establishment or maintenance of cell polarity. Bases 186 to 914 code for a protein of 242 amino acids.
AGCAGGUCACAUCACACCUGUUUUCUAUGUGCCAUUGUGAGGACACUUCCAAUGGGAUGUACUAAGACUUCACAGCUCAAUAGGUGUCCACAGCCAGGCAGCUCUUGGACCUCCAUGAGAGCAGGGAAGAGGAUUGCCUGAUACUUACUCAGCAAAGGGGCAACUCUGGCCACUGAGCACUGAAUAUGCCUCCUCACAUGAUGCUGGAUUGUCCUGAUGGGAAGAGACUGAGUCCAAAGCUUGGCCCAGACUGCACUGACAAGCGGGGUUCCUCCCGGCCCUGCAGCCAGGAGCUUGGCAUUAAGUGUGUCCUUGUGGGAGAUGGGGCAGUGGGCAAGACUAGUCUAGUGGUUAGUUAUACUGUGAAUGGUUACCCGACUGAAUACCAGCCAACAGCCUUGGACACGUUUUCCGUUCAAGUGUUGGUUGAUGGAGCUCCAGUUAAAAUCCAGCUCUGUGACACAGCCGGGCAGGAAGACUUUGACCACCUGCGAUCACUCUGUUAUCCCGAGACUGACGUAUUCCUGGUGUGUUUUAGUGUUGUAAAUCCCAGCUCCUUCCAGAAUGUCACAGAGAAAUGGAUCCCAGAGAUUCGGACCCAUAGCCCUCACAGCCCAGUGGUUUUGGUUGGAACACAGGCUGACCUCAGGGACGAUGUCAAUGUGUUGAUAAGACUGAACCGGUGCCACGUCAAGCCAGUGAGUGAGUCCCAGGCACAAGGAGUGGCACAGAAAAUCAGAGCACAUAGUUACAUAGAAUGCUCGGCCCUGACUCAGAAAAACAUGAAAGAGGUGUUUGACACCGCCAUUAUCAGUGCCAUCGAACACAAGGCAAGACUGGAAAAAAAACUGUCUUCUAAAGGCUUUAAAAGACUCUCCAAGUGCCGGUGGAAAAAAUAUUUCUGCUUUGUAUGAAUGUUACAUCCACCAUUGCUGCAUUACUUGGACUGAGACCCCACUUUAGGGUUCUGACUACAAAGAUGGAACUAGUCUUGUUGGUCUUUGAAUAGAGAAUGACCACAGAAUGAGGACACUGGAUUCCCAUGGUCAACUUUUGGCUGAUUGUGACACUUACAUGUUCUUUGCUGGGAGUCUACUGCACAGUGUCUUUUGACUGGACACACUUAAAAAAUCCAGUAAAUGUUGGACUGAAUGGUGGUAACUGAGAAGAUACAAUGACGUUUUCAACUUAUGUUUAUAAAGCAGGGCUUCCCAACCCAGUCCUCAAGUACCCCCUCCUUGUCCAGGAUUUAGGGAUUACCCUGUUGUGUAUAGUG